Chlamydomonas reinhardtii is the source of this 2179-nucleotide messenger RNA. RefSeq lists its product as uncharacterized. The record is from RefSeq and is a predicted model, not a curated record. Bases 139 to 1578 code for a protein of 479 amino acids. Lineage: Eukaryota; Viridiplantae; Chlorophyta; Chlorophyceae; Chlamydomonadales; Chlamydomonadaceae. The transcript is spliced from 4 exons.
GCUUAUUACAUACUAGCAGCAUGCGUGAAUGAAGAGACUUUGAGGCGUUUUGCUUGCAAGCGGGUGGUUCCCGGCGCGCCACAACUAACACUACUCGCAAGGUUAACAUCGCGCGCUCAAGUGGUCUCGCAUAGCAACAUGGCGGACUGGAAAGAACAGUUGAAGAUUGCGUUGGACGGCGUCACCUCGGGCGGCAAAUUUGCGGUGACCGGUACCGUGGAUAGUCCGCUGCCCGAGAUCGCUGUUCGUGGUGUGGGCAAGCUGGCGCUUCCCAUCGAUGCUGGCCAGGCGGAGGACCUGGUCUUUGCGGGCAUGCCCGCGCCCUUCGGCAAGGGCUCCAAGACGGUCCUGGACCCUGCGGUGCGCAAAGCCAUCCAGAUUGAGGCGGCACGUGUUCGCUUUUCACAGGACUGGGACGCAACCGUGCGCCGCCUCACAGCCGAUGUAGCUGCCGCGCUGCUGGGUGUGUACGGCUGCGGCGCGGUGGCAGGAGUCGAGGCCCGGCUGUACAAGCUGCUGGUGUACGAGCGCGGUGGGCACUUCCGGGCCCACCGUGACACAGAGAAGGAGCCGGGCAUGUUCGGCAGCCUGCUGAUUCAGCUGCCGGUGGCAGGCGGCCACACCGGCGGCAGCCUGUCCGUGCGCCUGCAGCAGGAGGAGGUUGUCUGGGACACGGCGGCAGCCGCAAUGCCAGGGGCGGCCACGAGUGGUGGCAGCAGCAGCGACGGUGCCUCUGUGAAGCCGCGAACUGCGGUGCUGCCGUACGCAGCCUUUUUUGCAGACUGCGAGCACGAGCUGUCGGAGGUGGAGUCGGGGCUGCGUGUGUUGCUCGCUUACAACCUGGUGCAGACCCAGGAGGGCGCAAACACGGUUGCAGCAGCCGCUUCUGCUUCUGCUGCAACUGCUACUGCCGCUAGCAAGGCCGCGCGUGCGGCUGGCCGUGCCCCGGCGGCGGCGGCUGUGAAGGCUAAGGCUGCCGCCGCUGGCCGUGCAGCCGCGUUGCGGGCGGUAGCGGAGGCGGUGCGUGCGUGGGAGGCAGCAGGCGAAGCGUCGCAGCCGCUGGUGGCGCUGCCGCUGGCGCACAAGUACACGGAGGCAAGCCUGGGCUUCGGCGCGCUCAAGGGUGAUGACAGCGCCAAGGUGCGGGCGCUGCUGGACUGCCCCGAGCUGGAGGUGCACCUGCUGCUGGUGGACAAGAUGGUGAUCGGCGGCUGUGACGAAUACUUACACCCAGACGAUUACGAGGAGGCCUUGGAGACGGCGAGCAUGAUCACAGACGACGACGACUAUUAUACUUCCACGAAGAUCAACUACAUCUGGCACUCGUCCCAGUUUGGGAGGCUGGGCGAGGACGUCGGCGACUUCGGUCUCGGCAUCUGGCGUAUCCAGAACAGCGUGCUCGGCGACGAGGAGCUCUUCCCAGAUGACCAGCAGCCCUACCAGAAGCAGUACGAGCCGUACACAGGCAACGAGGGCCCUAGCCUCACGUACUGGUAUUGCAGCGCGCUGGCGGUGGUGUGGCCUCGCUCCCGCCGGCCUACCGUACCUGAUCGUAGUGUCAGGCAACGUCGUCGCUGACGUGAUGGCUGUGCCCUACCGUUGGUUCCAGCCCCUACCGUUGGUUCCAGCCCCUACCGUUGGUUCCAGCCCCAACCGUUGGUUCCAGCCCCUACCGUUGGUUCCAGCCCCUACCGUUGGUUCCAGCCCCUACCGUUGGUUCCAGCCCCAACCGUUGUUUCCAGCCCCUACCGUUGGUUCCAGCCCCUGCUGUUAACCCGAUCAGUAUCGUGUAGGGGUUGUUACAUACCAGGCGGUCACCAGUACAAACCGACAGUCAGCGUCAGUCAGGACCGGUCAGGAUUGGUAGGGGUGGGCUGCAUGGUAAACCAUUUGUAGAUUUGUUCAAAUUCACUUCCUGGUAGGGGGUGUUUCCCAGUCCUUGUCUGGGGCCCUGUUGCAUGUCUGGGGCAGGGCUGUGUGAGUGGGGUGGCUUCACGACCUUCCGUCGUGGGCCCCACUGAGGGUUGCUGUUGGUGUCUGGCUUCCCUUCGUUCCUGUUGGGUGUGGUUGCGUUGCCGGUUCUUUCUCCUCCUGUGGUUUGAGGUGCAGCUGUGCUUGCUGCUUGAUGCCUGCCCUGUUGUUGCCUGCGAUGGUCCCCAUCCUGUAACGUCCCACGUCG